AAGAAGAAGCGGAAGGAGGAGGAGGAGGCUUCUCUCAGAGCCAGCUGCCUUCACGAUGAAAUAAACAUGACGAUGUUGACAACUACGAUUUUCUAAGUGCAUCUGCACUAACAGUACGCCACUGUAUACAACGAGGGACGCUGGAUAUUGUGUUUAACUAAUUUUGUGACAAGCUGUUUUUUCUUCCCAGAUCAAUUCUUGGAUCGGGGCGAACACAAUUUUCCCCAAAUUGAGGACUGGACCGUAAACACUGCAAUGCCUCUGCUGUUUUUGGAGAGGUUUCCAUGGCCCAGCCUGCAGACCUACACAGCGCUGAGUGUGGCUUUGCUUGCUGGCAGCAUCUUUAGUGCCUACACCACUGUGACGGAUCCGGGUUUUGGGGUCUUGGAAACUGAUGAAACACCAGCCCCCCCUGAAGUGGAUCUUGAACAUCUGAACAAUGAUAUUAGCAACACAGAAUUGGCAACCACUGUCCUGUGGUAUCUUGUCACUGACAGCCUCUUUGUAUGGGUUUUGGUCAACACAUUCUGCUGCUCUUUGAUGUUAAUUGCUAAAAUGAUUCAGUAUGUGGUGUUUGGCCCAUUGAGGGUCAGUGAGAAGCAGCACCUGAAAGACAAGUUCUGGAACUUUAUCUUCUACAAGUUCAUUUUCAUCUUUGGAGUGUUAAACGUACAGACAGUGGAGGAGGUGGUCAUGUGGUGUUUGUGGUUCUCCGCUCUGGUCUUUCUCCACCUCAUGGUGCAGCUCUGCAAAGACAGAUUUGAAUAUCUGUCUUUCUCGCCCUCCACGCCCAUGAACAGCCAUGUUCGAGUGAUUUGUCUGCUGGUCUCCCUGCUGCUGGACUGCUGUGGUCUGGCUGUGGUCUGUGGUUUGCUGGGAGCUUCCCAUGGCAUGCACACACUCUCCUUUAUGGCAGCAGAGUGCCUGCUAGUGACUGUACGCACUGGGCAUGUCAUCAUGCGAUACUCUAUUCAUCUGUGGGAUCUGAACCAUCCAGGGACCUGGGAGAGUAAGGGGACAUAUGUCUACUACACAGACUUCAUCAUGGAGCUGGCUAUGCUCUUCCUGGACCUCAUGCACCAUAUCCAUAUGCUGCUUUUUGGAAACAUAUGGCUGUCUAUGGCCAGCUUGGUUAUCUUCAUGCAGCUGCGAUAUCUUUUCCAUGAGGUCCAGCGUCGUGUCCGCCGACACAAGAAUUACCUUCGUGUCAUCAACAACAUGGAGGCCAGAUUUGCAGUUGCUACUGCAGAGGAGCUGGCUGCUAAUGAUGAUGAUUGUGCCAUCUGCUGGGACACCAUGUUGACAGCACGCAAACUACCCUGUGGCCAUCUCUUCCACAACUCUUGUUUGCGCUCAUGGCUCGAGCAGGACACCUCGUGUCCAACAUGUCGGACAUCGCUGAACAUUAACGGAGAUGGCGGCCAGGCGAGGAGCCCGCCGCAGGGCGGGGGUUUGGAAGACAAUAUUGGCCCCGUAGGAGCUGCUCCAGAUGCUAGACCACAUAUCAACCAACACAAUCACUUCUUCCACUUUGAUGGAUCUCGCAUUGCCAGUUGGUUGCCCAGUUUCUCAGUGGAAGUAAUGCACACCACCAAUAUCUUGGGCAUUGCUCAGGCCAACAACUCCCAGCUUCUGGCUAUGGCCCAUCAGGUUCAGGAGAUGUUCCCUCAGGUGCCCUCCUACCUGGUGAUGCAGGAUCUGCAGUUGACCCGCUCUGUGGAAGUCACCACCGACAACAUCCUGGAGGGACGCAUCCAGGUGCCUUUUCCAACACAGGCCAUAGAGCGUGCUCCUGCACAGGUGAACACUGUGUCAGAUGAGCAGGACGGUUCCAGUGGAGCAGCUGAGCAGAGCCUCAGUGAGUCAGACAACAUGGAAGUCAGAGGAGGUCGCUUCUCUAAGUCGGCCGAGGAGAGGCAGAAGAUGUUAAAGCAAAGGAAAGAAGAGAUGCUUCAACAGGCACGCAGGAGAUAUCUGAAUAAGAGUCCAGAGGAGCAAGAUGAGGAUUUGCCUGGACUGGAGGAGGACACUGUUCCAGAAAUGCAUAUGACUGUUAUGAGACGUAGAACCAUGGCGGCAGCUGCAGAGAGACGCAUGCAAAAUCAACAAGACCCUGCGCCCUGAUAUACAGGUUGGCGUCAGCAGAAGAUUCGACCACAUCAUCAUCCCAAGAGGCACAGAAAGAGCCAUUUCAAACCUCCCCUAUUUGGUGUACAUUCAGUGGUCACCACCGAUUCUAACGAUAAUUAAAAAGCAUUUCAAACAUGGCCUUUGGACUGUUUGGGCUGCCUAAACAAGGUGGGACUAAUGUGAAUGGCCUCUGCAUCACUGAUUCCAGAGUAUUUGGAGCAUUAUAUAAAUUGAUUGGUGCAAGGUUGCAUUGCCCUUUAUUCACGUGCCACACAUUGCAACCACCAGCUUCAGUAGGAACUCACUUUCUGCCAUGAUUGGGACUGGCUGACAAAAACGAGCAUGCUUUGCGUUCAGAAGAGUCUUUUAGGAGAAGGGUUUGGACAUGUCUUUGCUAGAUAAAAGCUAUUUGGGUCUUUUAUGCGUUUUCCUUUUAUCAGACUUUAUUUUCGCUUGUUUUGCUCAUGGUGGAAAGCUACGUAUUCUGAAUGGAGAAACUCAUCUGAUGUAGUUGUGUGUAAUUAUUUUAUGAGUUUCAACUGUGAACUAAGUGUAGGCAAAAUAACAACAUGUUUUUAUGUCUUACCUUGGAGUAAGAGAAUGUCACUUUAGUAUUGUUCAGCCUUUUUCUGUCAAAUAUGAAUGUUCCUAUCAAAAGUAAUGCUGCAAACAAAGUGUUUUUGACCCACAUGGGUUAUUCUGUAUUUAGUGUGUAAUGUCACCCAUUGCAGACAGGUUUGUUAUUUAACAAGGAGGAGUGCAUGUACAUCUUAGUUUUUCUAAUACCAUUCCCUUGAGAAGCAUAGGCAACAAAGGGGAUGUGUUACAUUUUGUACAAGUACAAUGGGCAUCAUCCUCCGGUCUUUCUUAAAUUCUCCUCUGAUAAUGAGCAGUUCUCUCUGAAUAAGAAAAUAUUAUUUUCUACUGAAUAUAUCAAUGGUGUCUAUGGUUAUCUGUGUCCAUCAUGUUGAAAUUUAGGAUAUGUAGAAGUUGUUAAGUCUGCGACAGCCGUACUUUCUGGACUGUCUUGUGGAUGUUUUGCCACUCGGCUUCGGCAGUAAAAAUGAGCAGCAACAAAACACUCUUAAGACUUAACAAAUCCAGCUGCCUUUUGACUGAACACUUCUAGAUAUUAAAUGACACAAAGAAUCUUUCAGAACACAUUUACAGGGUGUUUUAUUUGUGCGACCUUUGUCUGCUCACAUUGAGGAGUGCUAAUUUUAAAAAAUCAGAAUUGUGAGGAACAUAAUCAUCCUCUACUCAAAGAUCUGAUUUCAAUAAUGUUUAACAUGGACUGGGCUUUUGAAACACUCUCCACAUUGUCAAAUUUCACUGAGUAGUAGCUGGUUGAGACAUAUCAAUGGACACAAAGAUGAAGACUGUGUGUAUUAUAGGUGUUUGAUUUCUUGUUAUUAAAAUGCAAGAACAGUUUUGGGUGAGAUGCAUGAGUCUAGACUAAAGUGCUUUUGUUUCCUUCCACUUUAUCCCAAAGAGCAGCCCACAAACUUCCACUAAAAGCUGGAGUGUUGUGAUCUUCAUUUUGUGUUUAUUUUAGGGCUCAAACUCUGUUCUUGAGGUGUUGUACAACGAUACAUUAUAGGAUUUAGUUUUCAGAUUUAAAUUAGUCAAAAUGUAAAAAUGAGAUGACAGUUUUCACUUUCAGUUUUUUUUUCCAUUCAGUUAUUUAACAGCUCUUAAUAUCCAUGAUAUAUUUUCCUAAUCAUGGGUUAUCUUUCAUAACCAUUACUUAUUUAAUCAGAAGUGAAAUGCUGUUUUGGACUGAGCUUUCCUGUAUUUUUGUGCCUACAUCAAGAAUGGUUCAGUUAUGGAUAAUUUCUGUAAAUCUAGUUUUUGUAAAAUAUGUUAAUACAAAAGACUCAAUAAACAGAGCUUCUACAGCUUUUUAACAAAA
Messenger RNA from Plectropomus leopardus (leopard coralgrouper), 4042 nucleotides. RefSeq names its product E3 ubiquitin-protein ligase AMFR-like. Lineage: Eukaryota; Metazoa; Chordata; Actinopteri; Perciformes; Serranidae. Gene Ontology annotation, biological process: protein K48-linked ubiquitination; endoplasmic reticulum unfolded protein response; ubiquitin-dependent protein catabolic process. Gene Ontology annotation, molecular function: ubiquitin binding; ubiquitin protein ligase activity. Gene Ontology annotation, cellular component: cytosol; endoplasmic reticulum; ubiquitin ligase complex. The record is from RefSeq and is a predicted model, not a curated record.